Messenger RNA from Lathyrus oleraceus (garden pea), 1528 nucleotides. RefSeq names its product protein ENHANCED PSEUDOMONAS SUSCEPTIBILITY 1. The record is from RefSeq and is a predicted model, not a curated record. Lineage: Eukaryota; Viridiplantae; Streptophyta; Magnoliopsida; Fabales; Fabaceae. The transcript has a single exon. The coding region runs from base 51 to 1376 and encodes 441 amino acids.
CCUCCCAAGAACAACAACAUCAUAGUUAUAUCUAAUUCUUCACCUUAGAUAUGAGUUCAGUCCAAGUUCUUUCCACCACAAUAAUUCGUUCACAAAAUCACAAUCUCAAUGGCUCAAAUGAUAGUAUGAUCUAUCUAUCCCCAUGGGAUCUACAAUUCCUCCCAUUUGAAUAUAAUCAAAUAAGUUUUGUUUAUCGUCAAUCAAUCAAAUCAGAUAUAUUAAACCAAAUCCAACACCUUAAACAAUCCUUUUCCUCUGCCAUUGAUUUUUUCCACAUCUUCGCGGGUCGUCUCAAAAUGACACAACACGGAGAUAACACUAUCUCUUGUUCUAUCAAGUGCAAUAACAAAGGUGCACUCUUUGUUCAUGCUGCAGCAAAAUAUAUUACUGUGGAUGAUAUUCUUAAACCCACUCAUCUUCCUUAUGUUCAUCACUCACUUUUUUUAAUGAACGGAGUCAAAAACUACCAAGGAACAUCACACCCAUUACUUGCAGUUCAAGUAACAGAGUUAGAUGAUGGAAUAUUUAUUGGCAUUACAUCAAGUCAUGUGGUUGGUGAUGCUAAUUUGUUUUCCAAUUUUAACAAUUUGUGGGCAAAAAUCUCAAGGGGGUCUCUUGAAGUGUCCAAAACUCCAAUAUUUGAACGUUGGUUUCCUAAACAUAUUGAAUGUCCCAUUCGAUUUCCUCUCACAAUAGAGGUGCAAAAUAAUCUUAAAGAAAAAAAAAAAAAUUCACCGGAGAGAAUAUUUCAUUUCACAAAAGAGAAUAUUGCAAAACUAAAAUUCAAAGCCAACUUAGAGGUUGGUAAAAAAAAUAUAUCUUUGCAAGCAGUUUUAACUCACAUUUGGCGUUCUUUUACACGUUCUAAGAAACUUGACUACCAAACAGAUGUGAGUUUUUCGAUUGAUAUAUGUGUUAGACAAAGAUUGAAUCCUCUUUUGCAAGAGAAUUAUUUUGGUAAUGCUGUAAUAGAAUGUUUGGUUACAAUGAAAGCUGGUGAAUUGUUGGAUAAUGGUGGACUUGGUAAAGGCGCACUGAAGAUGAAUAAGAUGAUUGCUUUGCACACUAAUGAGAAGAUAAGAAGUCACUAUGAAAAGUGGUUAAUAAAACCGAGUUUUUAUGUUACACCUAAAGAUGUGUCCCAUAAUAAUGGUUUGGUAAUUGCUUAUUCACCUAAAUUUGAUGUAUACGGUAAUGAUUUUGGUUGGGGGAAACCUGUGGCAGUUCGAACGGGUGGUGCAGAUAAACGAGAAGGAAAAGUUAAUGUGUUUGCAGGCGUAGAAAAAGGUAGUAUGGAACUUGAAGUGUGUCUUUCUUAUGAAAUUUUAGAAGCAAUGGGGAAUGAUCCAGAGUUUAUGGAUGUUGUGUCCACCUAAUGUGGAUUUUUAGUUCUAAUAAUGAUUUAAAGUCAAUUUGACCUAAAUUCAUUAAUCUUGAGCAUUUCAUUUAAAUAAGUGAUUUUCACAUUUUCUUAAAUGUUUUAUUUGUGAGUUUUUCCUGAUAUUGUCGCUUUAUUUUUGUAGCUUUA